Messenger RNA from Penicillium diatomitis, 327 nucleotides. RefSeq lists its product as uncharacterized. The record is from RefSeq and is a predicted model, not a curated record. NCBI's taxonomy places the organism in Eukaryota, Fungi, Ascomycota, Eurotiomycetes, Eurotiales, Aspergillaceae. The transcript has a single exon. Bases 1 to 327 code for a protein of 108 amino acids.
AUGGAGCGCACUUUCAACAGCACGGUGUAUGCAAUCGCGUAUGGCGGGCCCAACGCACCAGCAUGCGACCACUUCAGCGCCGAAGUAGUGACUGGUCAGACAUCUAUCCCGGGCCAGUGUGUUAGCGUGGCCGAUAGCUACUCAAUGUGGGUGACCAGGUUGGCUCACAAUUGUGUGCCAUAUGCCUACGCACAGGAGAACUGCAACGGUACCUCCCGAAAGCUCGGCGGCAUCAGCCCUCCAGACUGCGUGGUGGCGGCCGCCGCCGGAGACCUGGCUGGCAAAUCCGGGGAAUCUUUCAGAAGCUUCCAAAUCUUAUGUACAUGA